CAAGCGAAUUAAGUAAAAAAGUCAAUACCAGCAAGAUCAAGAUUAAGAUUGUUAUUGUUUUGGUUUUACUCUUUCAGCCGGCCAGCCUUAGACAAAAAAACAACUUAUUUUGAACCCUAUUUAAGACCCUUCCGGCCCUUAACUGAACCCUACAGAUGCGAUGACACGAAGAUAAACCCCUUAUCUCUAAAUUAAACCCUUAAAAACCAUGAGUAGAUGACUAGAAAGCUGGAAAAAUAAGAUCAAAUAGAGAAGAGUGAGAGUAACUUUUCACUCUCUCUCUCUCUCUGUCUCUGAUGAUUCUAAGGCACGUGGUAAGCUGGGGUGUGCGUGCGCGUGCGUGGGCGUGCUGGGGCGUGCCGAGGUCAACGCAGAUCACGCCCACAGCACGUCUCCUGUCCCCGUGGUGUUCUGGGUCAAGAGGAGUGCUGGGGUGCAUUGUGGGAGGAAGAGAGUCACCACCACAACACCUCCACACCGCCAGCACCACCUGCACCACCGCCUUCACUUGGAGCAGGAGGAGGAGGAGGAGGAGGAGGAGGAGGAAGGAAGAGCUAGGAUUCCUCUCUACCUCCUUUUCUUCCAUCUCCACUGACAGUUCUGAGAGCAGUAGAGGGGAGGAGGAGGUGAAGGAUGACGAGGCACAGCAGCUGGUACCGAUGGAGAUGAACAGAGGAGGUGAAGGUUUGGGGGCCAUGCAAGGCAACGUGGGAGAGGCUGUGAUAUAUGAGCUACAGCGCCUCUUUGCCAUCCCCGAGGAGAGAGCUGUCAGGAUGGUGGGGACUGACAACUUCCUCCUGGUGUCGGACAAAGCUAUCCUGAAGACUCUGUAUUUCCUGAAGGAGCACCAGGUGUCAUCAGAGCAGCUCCAGCGCAUCCCCUGGCUCCUGCUGCAGUCUUCUGACGAGCUGCAGCAGAAGUUCCACAAGCUACGAGGGGCCCAUCUGUUCCUGAGUCUGCCAGAUGGCCUUGGGUUCUGCUUCUUCCCUUACCAGACCAUUGUGAAGCUGCAGCACAAGUUUUCCAGGGAGGCACACCACUUCCCUCACCACCAUAACAGAGUGUACUACCUGGCCCAUAGAUUGCAGAUGCCGGUUCCUUUGGUCACGGAGAAGACAGUGAAGCCAAAACAAGUUCUCUCCAUCGACAUCAAGAAAAUCGACAUCGUUCUCGAUAUUUUUCAAAAGUAUAAUGUGCCGAUGAAGAGCGUGCUGUCGGACUUGUGGGUGUUCUAUCACAACCUGGAGAUAAUUGAGGACAGGCUGAGGCAGGCCACUGAGGCAGGUUGUCCCAACCCCAAACCCUGGAUAUGUCAUGCUGCCCUGCCUAUAUUUGAAAGGUACCUAACGAGGGUGCGGGCGAGGUACAUGGUGCUAGGGAAACAUGGCACCCUGGACAACUAUCUGAGUGAGCGUCUGCAGUGUCCCCUUCAUGAGAUCCAGGCAGCCUUCCGUCGCAAUGAGGGGCUCGCCAACAUUCACGUCGGCCACAUGAAGUCAAAACUGGACCUUAUUCUGGGCGCUGGCUUCACUACUGAGGAUGUUAGGGGCUGCAUGCGAGUCCUGCAGUACUCAGUGAAGAGGACGAGGAGCAGGAUAGAGGAGAUGAGUAGCCUUGGCCUGCACCACUUCUCCAUCAGCGCCCUCUUCAAGCAGCCCAAGACUUACGCUAACAUAGUCCGUAGGGUGAAGAGAGACAGGCUGAGAAAGGAGAGUGGAGGAGGCAAAGGAGGGUGGGUGUCUGGAGAGGAAGAGGGAAGGAAAGUGAAAGAAAGGAGAGAGAAGGAGAAAGGGUGAAGGAAAGGAGGAGGGUGAGUGAUUGGGGAGAAGAGAGGAGGGAAAAAAAGCAGAGAGGUUGGAGGAAAGGAGAACGAGGAAGCGAUGAAAGGAAAGGAGGAGGUUGAGUGACUGGGGAAGGAAGGAAGAGAAGGAGGAGAAAGGAAGAAGGAAUUGUAAGGAAGAUGAGAGUAAGUAAAAGAAAUAAAUGUGUGCAAAGUUCUCAAUGGAAAUGAAUCAGGAAAUGUGAAAGUUUGUACAGGAAAUAAUAGAAAAAGAAUGAAAAUAUACAGUGUCAUUAAU
Messenger RNA from Portunus trituberculatus (swimming crab), 2078 nucleotides. RefSeq lists its product as uncharacterized. The transcript has 9 exons. Gene Ontology annotation, molecular function: double-stranded DNA binding. Gene Ontology annotation, biological process: regulation of DNA-templated transcription; termination of mitochondrial transcription. Bases 297 to 1796 code for a protein of 499 amino acids. NCBI's taxonomy places the organism in Eukaryota, Metazoa, Arthropoda, Malacostraca, Decapoda, Portunidae. Gene Ontology annotation, cellular component: mitochondrial matrix. The record is from RefSeq and is a predicted model, not a curated record.